Messenger RNA from Tribolium madens (black flour beetle), 3257 nucleotides. RefSeq lists its product as uncharacterized. NCBI's taxonomy places the organism in Eukaryota, Metazoa, Arthropoda, Insecta, Coleoptera, Tenebrionidae. The transcript is spliced from 8 exons. The record is from RefSeq and is a predicted model, not a curated record. Gene Ontology annotation, molecular function: UDP-glycosyltransferase activity. Bases 13 to 3045 code for a protein of 1010 amino acids.
AGACUUGUCGUCAUGAAGUUGUUAUUAAUUUCCCUUUGUUUUGCAUUUUGUCAAAGUGCAAAAAUUUUGGGUGUGUUCAACCAUGCGGGGGCGAGUCACACAUCAGUGGGUAAAGUUUUGUUAAAAAACUUGGCCAAAAGGGGGCAUCAGGUCACCAUGAUUAGUUCGUAUCCCAUGAAAGAGCCCAUUGACAACUACAGGGAUAUUUUUUUGGUCGAAAAUUUGGAGGAUUUCAAACAACGUGAAAAAAUGUACUUCGUCAAAGACAAACACAGCGAAUUGGAAACACUUCGAAACAUGACUUUGACACACACCGAAAACACGUUCAAAAAUGCUCAAGUGCAACAACUCCUCGCCUCAAAAACCCAUUUCGAUUUGGUGAUAAUUGAUUGGUUUUUCAACGAAGCUUCGCUCAUCUUCGGGCAUGUUUUUCACGCUCCGGUGAUUUACGUUUCAUCAUUUGGGAAUACGCUGUUUUUGAACGAUUUCACCGGAAACACUUUGCCUUUUUCCUACGUUCCCGGAGCCGCAUUAUUCACAAGUGAGGAAAUGUCGUUCAAAAAUCGUGUUAUUAUGACGUUGCUCAAUCUGGGUUAUAACUUGUUUCUCCCACGACGAAACCAAGCCCAAUUCGAGAUCCUCCAACGGUAUUUUGAGCAUCCCCCAAGUGUGGAGGAGCUCAAGGAGAAUAUUGCACUAGUUUUGGCCGUUUCACAUUUCAGUUUUGAGACUCCAAGGCCUCACACGCCGAGUAUUAUCCCAGUAGGCGGGUUUCACAUCGACGAAUUGAAACAAUUGCCUCAAGACUUGGAGAAAUUCCUCAAAAGUGCCAAAAACGGAGCGAUUUUCUUCAGUCUAGGAAGCCAAAUAAAAUCGGCCAAUUUACAAAAAAACACACUUUCAGGCAUAAUCAAGGCACUUGGGAAACUACCACAGAAAAUCCUAUGGAAAUUCGAAAACGAAAACGUUACUGAUUUACCCAAAAACAUCAAAAUUGUCAAAUGGGCACCACAAUUGGAAAUUUUGGCACACCCAAAUGUUAAAUUAUUCAUCUCCCAUUGUGGUACUUUAAGUUUCAUUGAAUCAAUUCACUUCAAUAAACCACUACUUUGUUUGCCUUUUAUUGGGGACCAACUCACAAACGCCGCUUUUGCUCUUUCGAGACAGUUUGGGGCUCACUUGAGUCCCGACGACAUCACCGAAGACAAUCUAUUUAAUAAAACCACAGAAGUUUUAACCAAUCCGAUAUAUCGAAAGAAAAUGGGUUUUUACUCGUCCUUGUUGCGGGAGCAACCCAUGAAACCCAUGGAUUUGGCAAUUUUUUGGGUGGAGCAUGUGAUAAAGCAUGGGACUGGUGACCAUUUAAAGACUUUCGCAACGAAACUUCCAUGGUAUAAAUACUACCUUGUCGAUGUUAUUGGGUUUUUCUUUUGUGUGGUUUUUAUUGUUGUUAAAAUAGUUUUGUUUGUAAUUAGGUUUGUUGUUAGAAAAAUUCGUAAGUUGUUUAAGCCGAAAAAUGUCAUGAGAGUUUGUGGAAUUUUUCUCGUUUUUGUUGUAAUUUUUAAUGUGGAUUGUGCCCGAAUUUUGGGGAUUUUUCACUUCCCGAGCAAAAGUCACCACAUUUUAGGCAGCAAAUUACUGAAGACUUUGGCGGAAAAGGGGCAUGACGUCACAAUGAUCAGUCCUUAUCCUUUCAGAACCAAAAUAAAAAAUUAUCGAGAUAUUUUCGUGGAGGAAAUGCUUGACUAUAAACAAGAAAAAUUGCAACAAUUUCUGGGCCCAAACAACACAUUCCUGACCCAAUUUACCAUGACCUUGAACAUAUUCUACAAUCUGAGUGACAUUAUUUUAUCCCACCAACAAGUGAAAAACUUAAAAUCCGAAAAAUUCGAUUUGGUGAUUCAAUUUCCUUUAUUUUCGGAAAGUUUACUAGGACUCGCCAACCACUGGAACGCCCCUGUAAUUCUCUUCAACACUUUAUGGCUCGUCCCGGCCCUGGAUCGCAUCACGGGAAACCCAUCCCCCCCUUCCUACAUCCCACUUACAAACCCCCAUUUCGCACCAAGUGCCGAAAUGACCUUUUUCCAACGUGUAAUUAACACUUUAACCGUUUGGAUGGAUUACUGCAUCAUGUCGCGAAUUUUCCACACCCAACAAGAAUCCCUCCUGAGGAAACACUUCCCCGACGCGCCCACUUUACAGCACUUGAUCGUAGCUUUAGUGUUUGUCAACACACAUUACAGCAUCGAAAAUCCGAGACCUUACGUCCCCAAUGUGGUCCAAGUGGGGGGAUUGCAUGUCGACAACCCCAAAAAACUACCACCGGAAUUGGGGGAGUUUUUGGAUGGGGCUAAAAGUGGGGCUGUUUUUUUCAGUUUGGGCUCCAAUGUUAAGAUUUCAAGCUUGUCAAGUGGGCAAUUAGGGGCGAUUUUAACGGUUUUGGGACGAUUAGAAAUGAGAGUUUUGUUCAAAAGUGACGAAGAAUUGAUAAAUGUGCCGAAGAAUGUCAAAAUCGGGGGGUGGUUACCCCAGAAUGACAUUUUGGGGCAUCCCAAUGUAAAAUUGUUUAUCUCACAUGGGGGCAUGUUGAGUACGAUUGAAGCUGUCUUUCAUGGUGUUCCAAUUAUUGGAAUCCCCAUUUUUGGGGACCAGAGGAAAAACAUCGAUGAUUGUGUGGGGAAAGGGUUUGCAAUCAAACUCGAGUUGAGUGAUUUAAACGAAGAAACCUUCAGCAAGGCAAUUAAAGAAAUUUUGGAUAAUUCAAAGUAUCGGGAAAACGUCCAACUUCGCUCAUCACUUAUCAAAAGUGAGCCAAUAAAACCGUUAGAUAAGGCCGUUCAUUGGGUUGAACACGUGUUGAAAUACAAAGGAGCAGAACAUUUGAAAAAUGCCUCAACUAAACUCAAUCUACUCCAAUAUUUAUUAAUCGACGUUGUUGUCUUCAUCUUUACUGUUUUGUUCCUUGUCUUGUUGAUUUUUUACAAGUCGGUGAAAAUAAUUCUAAUUUUAAUUCGAAAAAUGACGAAAAAAACCAAAACAGAGUGAAUUAAUAAAAAUUUUAAAUUUUCUAAAUUACGGAUUAAUUUUAUGUUUUUUUUUAUUGUUCCAACAAUGAAAACGCAGUUUGAGAUAUCUAAAAAAGGAUUUUUUUUUAGGUUUUUGACGAAAACAGGGAAUGUUUUGCACUUUUUUUUAACUUGGUAAAUAUUGUGGUCUGUUUUUUUUUUAAUUUUACCAAUUAUUAUCCUGGUCCAGAA